AUGGUGAGACAACGAUCUAUCAGAGACACCCCGGAAGAAGUGAGCCACGAUUCGUCACGGAUGCAAGAGUUGCUCAAUCCUCGUGGACCUCAUUCUUCUUCCUGGGAGGAGUAUAGAACGGAUCCAAUGUGCUUCGAUCUUCGUCAGCUGUGUCGAGACUCAAGUCCGAGAUGUCAAAAUGGACGGAUCGUGUCGGAAAGGGGCCGCGGAAACUCGAUAAUGAGGGAGGGAUUGAAUAAUGAUCGCCACAAGGAGCCAGGCCAUGAUGACCAUGGACUCGUGGCAUCCUCAAAGAGCGAAAGCUUCAAAUGCCUAUCUUCCCACCUCACUUCUGUCCGCACAUUACUCACUGUUGCCAUAGAGGAACGACUUCUCUUUGAGACCACAUAUUUAUGCCACCAUUAUUCCUGCAAAUCCCUGAACAUACCUCCUGCUAGAGAAGCUGGUAUGGCAUCCCCUAUUCAAUCGCAUCUCACUGGAAACUGCAUUGCAAUUGCUUACUGCAACACAUUUCAGCGGCACAGACUAAAUCAGGGCCAAUCGUUUGGUUUUAACUUGUCGUUUGAAAUGUGGAUCUUAUGCCAUACAUUUACGAAAUAG
Marchantia polymorpha subsp. ruderalis is the source of this 600-nucleotide messenger RNA. The record is from the annotation of a GenBank genome assembly. NCBI's taxonomy places the organism in Eukaryota, Viridiplantae, Streptophyta, Marchantiopsida, Marchantiales, Marchantiaceae.